ACUUGGACAUGUUUGCCUGUGAGACUAUUAGUAAGAAAUGGGAGGAAGGAUUGUGGAGAGAGGGAUGAGAUUGGAGUAGAGGAGGAAGACAAGACAGCUGGGAAUAGAAAUGAGCAUUACAUAUGGCUGUUAUCAGAGGUUGUCUCUCCCAAGGUCUUCAAUGGCUUUGGCUGUAGUACUCCAAACCAACCACACUGCUCCGCAAGAAUCGCCCUUCCCACAACUCCAGCCACAAUACUCUGAACAUGUAGCAUCCCAGCACCACAAAUCCACAUAAACAUCCUGACUCUUACCUGGAGUAAAGAGAUGGAGGCUUCAGGAAAACAGCACUGAAGGCCUUACUGAAGGCUUUAACAGAGUAAAACAAACCAUCACUCAACCACACAGGACAGAAAGAGAGUGUACUCGGAGUGCAUUUGUCCAUCACAAUGAAGAAGCUGGUCUGGGUGGCCAUGAUGCGCUUCAUCCUUUCUUGGCUCAUGAUGCACGCAGGGAACAUGUGUUUGGGAUCUUAUGCUUGUUUGGCCAAUGGGACAACUCGCUCCUUCUUGUGUCUUGGCAGCAAAGUGCAUCAGAUGCCAUACCAUAUACCAAAAAAUACCACAUACGUGGAGAUAAAGCUAACUCGGAUCAUCAUGCUUCCAAGUAGAGCCAUGUCAUCACUCCAUGACCUCAAGCGAAUAUUGGUGUCAGAGAACGGAGUCCUCCAGCGUAUUGAAGCCUAUGCAUUUGCAAACCUGACUAAACUGGAAGAGAUACACACAUUCUGGGGACUUCCAAAACUGAGAUAUCUGACUAUUUCAAACACGGGUCUUACAGUCCUACCUGACUUCUCCAAAGUCCAGUCUGCAGCUUUUGAAUUCCUGUUUGACCUAGAAGAUAACAUGCACAUUGAAGUGAUACCCAGCAAUGCUUUUGCAGGACUUACCAGUGGUACAAUAACCGAACUGAGACUGACAAAGAAUGGGAUCACUGAAGUGGACAGAAAUGCCUUCAAUGGCACCAAAAUAGAAAAACUCUUUCUCAUGGGAAACCAACAGCUGAAGCGUAUCCACAACUACGCCUUCCUCGGGGCUGAAGGCCCCCUCGUUCUGGACAUCUCCCGCACGGCAAUCAGUUCCUUGCCUGAGAACAUGCUGAGGAGACUGAAGCUGCUGAUUGCCACCUCGGUCUACUCUCUGAGAUGGUUACCCAACCUGGAGAUAUUCACAGAGCUCACCCAGGCCAACCUUACGUACCCCAGCCACUGCUGUGCCUUCAAAAACUUCAAAAAGAACAAGUCAGAGAAGAACCGUUUGUGUAACGAUUCCACCAUCCGCAACCAGGAGCCAUACUUCUUUGAGGAGCACUGUAAGGAUGUGAUAGAAGUGAGAUGUUACCCUGAGCCAGAUGCCUUCAACCCGUGCGAGGACAUCAUGGGCUUCACCUUCCUGCGUGUCCUCAUCUGGUUCAUCAGCGUGUUGGCCGUCUUGGGAAACUUCACAGUUCUUUUAGUGCUCCUCAGUAGCCGCACAAAGCUGACAGUACCCAAGUUUCUGAUGUGCCAUUUGGCGUUUGCUGAUUUCUGCAUGGGACUAUACUUACUGAUAAUCGGCUCAGUGGAUUUACAAACCCGAUCGCAUUACUACAACUAUGGCAUUGAGUGGCAAACGGGUGUCGGGUGUGGCACAGCAGGCUUCCUCACGGUUUUUGCGAGCGAGCUUUCUGUCUACACGCUAACGGCCAUCACACUUGAACGCUGGCAUACCAUCACCUACGCCAUGCGCCUGGAGCGGCAACUGCGGUUACACCAUGCGUGUAGUGUCAUGGCUUUUGGUUGGCUCUUUUCAGUGCUUGCUGCUCUAACGCCAGUGAUAGGUGUGAGCAGCUAUAUGAAGACCAGUAUCUGUCUACCCAUGGAUGUCGAGACAGCGUCAUCACAGGCCUACAUUAUGCUGCUGCUCAUUCUCAAUGUGCUCGCUUUUGUGACCGUUUGCGCUUGCUAUGUGCGCAUCUACCUCACAGUGCGGCACCCUGCCUCGGUGCCGGACAGUGCCGACGCCCGUGUGGCCAAGCGCAUGGCCGUGCUAGUCUUCACAGACUUCCUGUGCAUGGCACCCAUCUCGUUCUUCGCCAUCUCUGCAGCUCUCAAGCAACCGCUCAUCACCGUGUCACAUGCCAAGGUGCUGCUUGUGCUCUUCUACCCUAUUAAUUCAUGUGCCAAUCCUUUCCUCUAUGCCUUCUUCACCAAGAGCUUCAAGCAGGACUUCUUUGUUCUCACCAGCCGCUUUGGCUGCUUCGAGUCACGUGCUCGUGUCUAUCGUACAGAAACAUCUUCUUUGCAUAAUGGCCCUAGGAUGCGCUCACCCAAGAAUAGUGAUGGGACACUAUAUUCAUUGGGGCAUGUUGCUCAUCCCCACUGACCCCAUAAACAUUCCAAAUUCAUACACUAUAAGCUGCUCUAGUCUACAUACGAUCUGUUCCGUGCUGCUGGGACUUUAAAUAAAUAAAUAAAUAAACGCAAAAAGGAAACAAAUACAACUGUACAAAAUUUGCUAUCAUCAAAUAUAUGUGUGCAAAACAGCCUCAA
Molecule: messenger RNA, 2569 nt
Organism: Ictalurus punctatus (channel catfish)
Lineage: Eukaryota; Metazoa; Chordata; Actinopteri; Siluriformes; Ictaluridae
Gene: fshr
Product: follicle stimulating hormone receptor
Exons: 10
Coding region: 429-2402 (657 amino acids)
Biological process (GO): male gonad development; follicle-stimulating hormone signaling pathway
Cellular component (GO): membrane
Molecular function (GO): follicle-stimulating hormone receptor activity; luteinizing hormone receptor activity; protein binding
Source: RefSeq, a predicted model, not a curated record